Molecule: messenger RNA, 822 nt
Organism: Durusdinium trenchii
Lineage: Eukaryota; Dinophyceae; Suessiales; Symbiodiniaceae
Source: the annotation of a GenBank genome assembly
GCGCAGACAGUUUGCUUCCCAAAUCCUCAGCACUCUGUGGUCACCAUGGCACGGUGCAAAUCCUCGGCAGCGAGGCUAUGUGUGGCGCUGGUGAUAGGACUUCUGGCACUGGGCAUCAUUUGGCAGGUCUCAUCAGCCCCUCAGGAGGAGGUUCCGGUCGAGGCGGGUGCUCCAGCGCAGGGACAUCGUGGUACUUUGCCGGCCUUCAAGCUGGGACCCAUUGAGAAUCUCAAGGCCCUCUCUGCAGCUGAAGAGCAGACCUUGGAGGAUGGCAAGCUGGUGCUCCGCCAGGAGGAAGAUCCGACCCGGGGCAAGGGCCUGGCGAUUCGUGACAUGGCCGCGCCCCCGGACGUGGUCAUGGAGGAGCUACUAGACUUCAAGAACUACAAGAAGAAGGUAGCGAUGUGUUCCAAAAGCGUGGUCUACGGCACCCAACGUUUAAAAGGUGGCAAGGAGCAAGUGAAGGUGGAAAUGUCCUCGACCAUCAUCCCGGGCUGGUCCUUCAAUUGCUACUUUGACCACACCGUGGACCGCAAAGGGCAUUCGAUGAUUUGGUCUCUAGACUAUGACCGGCGUUCGGAUGUGGAUGACAUCAAGGGCAUGUGGUAUGUGGCGCCACAUCCGACAAAGGAAGGUUGGUCACGUGUCUUCUACCAGAUCGAUAUGAGGCUCAGGUAUCGAGUGCCAGGCAUCCUUUAUCGAGCCCUCUCACGCAGCAGUCUCAGCAGCGCGGUUUCAUGGGUGAAGGAUUACAGUGAAAAGCGUGCUCAGAGCUAGGAGAGCGCGGCGAGCUAGGAUGCAUUGCAAUACGAAAGUAUGAGG